This is a messenger RNA of Manihot esculenta (cassava), 2006 nucleotides long. RefSeq names its product MACPF domain-containing protein At4g24290. Gene Ontology annotation, biological process: plant-type hypersensitive response; regulation of salicylic acid mediated signaling pathway. NCBI's taxonomy places the organism in Eukaryota, Viridiplantae, Streptophyta, Magnoliopsida, Malpighiales, Euphorbiaceae. Gene Ontology annotation, cellular component: plasma membrane. Bases 58 to 1905 code for a protein of 615 amino acids. The transcript has 7 exons. The record is from RefSeq and is a predicted model, not a curated record.
CACACUUCAUUCUUCAGCACUGAGGAAACGUUUCGUCUUUCAAUAGAAAAUUCUUUUAUGACAAUUCAAGAAUCCAAGGAAGAAGAAAUGGAAGCACAGCACAGGAGCAUGGAGGUGAGGGCGAUGGAGGCUCUAGGGAAAGGCUUCGAUCUCACCAGUGAUUUCAGAUUGAAAUUUACUAAGGAACGCCUUGUGGAGUUGGAUCACCAAAACAAGAGAGAUGUAAUUGUUCCCGGUGGCCUUACUAUUCCUGAUGUUUCUCAGGAUAUUAGAUUCGAUAAAGGCGACCGAAUUCGCUUCAAAUCUGAUGUUCUCGAAUUCAAUCAGAUGUCAGAAUUACUUAACCAGAAAUGUUCAAUACAAGGAAAGGUUCCUUCAGGAUAUCUUAAUUCCAUUUUUGAUUUAAGUGGAGACUGGUUUCGUGAUGCUUCAGAUACCAAAUAUCUUGCUUUUGAUGGUUACUUUAUUGCAUUGUACUAUUUGCACCUAACAGCAUCUCCACUAAUAUUGCAAGAAAAAGUAAAGAAGUCUGUUCCGCCUCAUUGGAAUCCAGCAUCAUUGGCUAGGUUCAUUCGAACAUUUGGUACACACAUAAUAGUAGGCAUGGCUGUUGGUGGUCAAGAUAUAAUUUGUGUACGACAGCAACCUACCUCUCCAAUUCCUUCUGCUGAGCUCAGAAAGCAUUUGGAGGAUCUCGGGGACUUUCUUUUUUCGGAUAGAAGAAGCCCAUCCCUAUUACAAAAGAAUACAAGAGAUGGCAAACACAAAGUUCCUGAGGUCUUUAGCCGUAUUCUUCAGUCAAACCCCAUGCCAUUGACCAGCAUUACGGAAACAUCUUCCAAGGAGGGCCUCACUAUCAUUUGCUCGAAAAGAGGAGGUGAUGUGUUCUCACAUUGUCACUCAAACUGGCUCCAGACUGUGCCUAUAAAUCCAGAAGCAAUUCUCUUCAAGUUUGUACCCAUUACUUCUCUUCUCGCUGGGAUUCCUGGCAGUGGUUAUCUUAGUCAUGCGAUCAACUUGUAUCUCCGUUACAAGCCUGCUCCGGAGGAUCUGCAAUACUUCUUGGAAUUUCAAGUUCCAAAGCAAUGGGCACCUAUGUUUUGUGAGCUGCCUCUGGGACAUCAAAGAAGAAAAGCUUCUUGCCCUUCCUUGAGAUUCAGCAUAUUGGGUCCUAAAAUAUAUGUCAGCCCUUCCCAGGUUUCAAGUGAUCAAAAACCUGUUGUUGGCUUGCGUUUGUACUUGGAGGGGAAGAAAAGCAACCUACUAGCAUUACACCUUCAACAUCUUUCAAGUCUUCCAAAUAUCAUGACCUUCCCAUCAACAGACACUACCAUAUGCAGGCCAUGUCAGUGGCUAGGCUCUGAUGAUUAUAAAUCCAGUGACCAGUUCUUGGAACCCAUUAGAUGGAAGAGAUACUCUAAGGUGUGCACAUCUGUUGUGAAGCAUGAUCCCAACUGGUUACAGGGAGAUUCAACCGGUGUUUUUAUCGUAACGGGUGCACAGCUCCUUAGUAAAGGGAAGUGGCCUCAGACAGUGCUUCACCUUCGUCUGCUGUUCACACAUUUACCGAACUGUGCCAUCAGGAAAACAGAGUGGGCUGUUGCACCAGAGGCAUCUCAUAAGUCGACUUUUCUCACUAAUCUGAGCACUACAUUCACGUUUACUCAGCGAAACAUCACUGGUCCAGAAAAGCAACCUCCAGCUACACUUAACUCUGGAGUAUAUCCGGAUGGUCCUCCUGUUCCAGUUCGUUCUGGAAAGCUUCUUAAGUAUGUAGAUACAGCUGAGAUAUUGCGAGGCCCGCAUGAUGCUCCUGGACAUUGGUUGGUCACAGCUGCUAAAUUAGUAACUGAUGGGGGCAAGAUUGGUUUGCAUGUGAAGUUUGCAUUGUUAGACUAUCAAUGAAUUUUACUUGUUUGCAUAUUGUGAAUUGAUCUUUAAGUGCUACUUUUUGUUACUUCUUAUUUUUUUUUGUUAAUUUUUAUAAUUAUAAUAUUCUUUUCUAA